This is a messenger RNA of Orcinus orca (killer whale), 3724 nucleotides long. It is a transcript of the gene PLPPR2, whose product is annotated as phospholipid phosphatase related 2. The transcript is spliced from 9 exons. NCBI's taxonomy places the organism in Eukaryota, Metazoa, Chordata, Mammalia, Artiodactyla, Delphinidae. Gene Ontology annotation, biological process: phospholipid metabolic process; signal transduction; phospholipid dephosphorylation. The record is from RefSeq and is a predicted model, not a curated record. Gene Ontology annotation, molecular function: phosphatidate phosphatase activity. The coding region runs from base 1390 to 2748 and encodes 452 amino acids.
GUUUCGGCCCGGGGUCACGCUCUGACACCCCACCCUCCUCUUCCUCUCAGCACCCACCAGGGUCCUCCCUCCCAACCUCCAACCUUCAUUCCCUCCCGAAUCUAUUCUAAAACUCCCUGACCCGAAGAGCAACAGAGGCCCCGCCCCGGAUCACGCUAAUGAGACUCCGCGAGGCCCCGCCUCACGGGUUAUGCAAAUAAUGCUCCCGGAGGCCCCGCCCCUCUCCCCGCCGCGGAGUCUGCGCUGCGCGGCGCGGCGCGGCGCGGCCCGGCCGGCCGACGGCGUCUCCAUCUCUGCGUUCGCUCUCUGGCCGGCCGUCUGUCUGUCAGUCCCGCCGCGCCGGGGCCGUCUAGGUGGAUCCGGGGCUCAGGCGGCGGCAGUCUAGACCCGGGCAAGCCAUGUGGAUGGGGCACUGGACCCAGAGUGCCUACCCUUACCUGCCUGGGCCUCAGUUUCCAAAUCUGUGCAAUGGGGGUGACCAUCCCUGCCCUGCUGGCCGCCAGGAGUGGCUGUGAGUCUGUGGGCGUGGCAGCGGCCUGCAGGAAGUCAUAGGGCCCUUUCACAGGUGAGGUUAGGCUGGGAGAAUGGGUCAAGCAGGUGUGACUGUGUUGGCCUCUCAGUGCUGGGGACUGAGGUUGGACUGUGGGGAGGGGAGAGCACAUUGAGGGGGAGAUAGCCCUCUCUUGAUACAGGAAGGCAGACGGGCUGGGAGGAGGGGGAAGGAGGGAGAGAGGGAGAGGCAGCUGGGAGAGAAGGAGGGCCUGGCCAUCAGCCCGAACCAGUCAGGCACAGCCCAUGGGGACAGGAGAGGGAGGCCCCUGAGGGCCAUGCGGGAAGUGGUAUAGGGGGAGGGGCUUGGUGGGGGUGGGUGACAGGGAACAUGGGGUCUCCUGUAAAGCAUGUGGGGAAAGAGUAUGGGGUUUCCUAAAAACUAGUGGGGGUGAGGACCCUUCUUUGUGAGGGAGGGGUCCACAUUAGCUGGAGAAGUCUCUGCUAAAGGCCAAGGGCAUGGGUCCCACAUGCUAAGGAGGCCAGGCCCUCCUAAAAGGUAUGGGGUCAGAAUCUCCUGUGUAGGCUGUUGGGGGAGAAGACCACUAUACAAUCUGUGGGGACCCCAGCAGAGGCUGAGCUGAGCAGGUUGUGUCAGGGGAGGCUGGUGCCUCCGGUGGGCAGGGGCAGGGGCAGGGGCAGGGCAAGACCUGCAUAUGCAGAGGCGUGGCCAGAAGGCUCAGGGGGCGGAGCCAGGGCUCCUUGGCUGUAGUCCGAGGGGCCAGGGAUGGGGGCCAGGUUGUGGCCAGAAGACUCCACAAGCAGGUGACCUGAACCUCCCCUUAGGCCCCACCCUGGCAGUGCCACUCCCUCCCCUUCUCCACAGGCCCGGCCUUCACCAUGGCGGGAGGGAGACCUCAGCUGAAGAGGAGUUUCUCCAUCAUUCCCUGCUUUGUCUUUGUGGAGUCGGUGCUGCUGGGCAUCGUGGUCCUGCUUGCUUACCGCCUGGAGUUCACGGACACCUUCCCCGUGCACACCCAGGGCUUCUUCUGCUAUGACAGUACCUAUGCCAAGCCCUACCCAGGGCCUGAGGCUGCCAGCAGAGCACCCCCGGCCCUCAUCUACGCCCUGGUCACCGCUGGGCCCACCCUCACGAUCCUGCUUGGGGAGCUGGCACGUGCCUUUUUCCCUGCACCACCGUCAGCCAUCCCAGUCAUUGGGGAGAGAACCAUCGUGUCCGGGGCCUGCUGCCGCUUCAGCCCCCCGCUGCGGAGGCUGGUCCGCUUCCUGGGGGUCUACUCUUUCGGCCUCUUCACCACGACCAUCUUCGCCAACGCAGGGCAGGUGGUGACCGGCAACCCGACGCCGCACUUCCUGUCCGUGUGCCGCCCCAACUAUACGGCCCUGGGCUGCCCGCCACCCUCACCGGACCGGCCAGGGCCCAACCGUUUCGUCACUGACCAGGGUGCCUGUGCUGGCAGCCCCAGCCUUGUGGCCGCUGCGCGCCGCGCUUUCCCCUGCAAGGACGCUGCCCUUUGCGCCUACGCCGUCGCCUACACAGCGAUGUACGUGACGCUCGUGUUCCGCGUGAAGGGCUCCCGCCUGGUCAAACCCUCACUCUGCCUGGCCCUGCUGUGCCCCGCCUUCCUGGUGGGCGUGGUCCGCGUGGCUGAGUACCGCAACCACUGGUCUGACGUGCUGGCCGGCUUCCUGACAGGGGCGGCGAUCGCCACCUUUCUGGUCACCUGUGUCGUGCACAACUUCCAGAGCCGGCCACCCUCUGGCCGAAGGCUCUCCCCUUGGGAGGACCUGGGCCAAACCCCCACCAUGGACAGCCGCCUCGAAAAGUUAAGUGUGGCCCAGGAACCCGAGGCCUGCAGGCCGCAUUCGACACCGGCACGGCUCACCCCAUCCAAGCCGCAGAACUGCGCCCACCGUGGCCACCUGAUCCCCAGCUGCGUGUCCUCCAGGGCUCCAGCCAUGUGUUCAUCACCCCGUGUGCCCCGCCCUCGAUUGAGGUCUGAGCCAACACCCUUGCCUCUGCCCCUGCCCCUACCCGCACCAACCCCCAGCCAGGGCCCCUCGCCCUCCUCCCCUGGGCCUGGGGGGCCGGGCGGGGGUGGUGGCCGUGGCCGGAAGCUGCUGCUGCCCACACCCCUGCUGCGGGACCUGUACACCCUUAGUGGACUCUAUCCCUCCCCCUUCCACCGGGACAACUUCAGCCCUUACCUGUUUGCCAGCCGUGACCACCUGCUGUGAGGCCCAACACCUACCCAGAAUCUGCCCAGUCCCCAUUUCUUCCCUGCCACGCGUGUGUGUGCGUGUGCUGUGUGAGUGCCAAAGCCCUUGUCCCCAAACCAGCCAGGCCCAGACAUCAGAGCAUGGCUGGAAGGACAUCUAGGGGACCCCCUGCCUCUCUUGCCCUCUGGGGCAUCUAAGUGGGCAUAAUUGGGAGAUGGGUCCUUGCCUCCUAGGAUUGCCCUUUUAAGGGCCAAAGCCUGACUCCACUGGCCAUUGCCUAGCCAAUGGGAGCCCCCCAGUUCUCAGAAUUCUGGCCAAAAGGAGUUUACUCCAGCCAAUAGGCGCCUCCCCAUCAUUUCUUAGAAUCCUCAGGCAAGAGGGCAACUCUAGCCAGUGUUCAGCGUCUGAACAAUGAACAGGAGUCCUUGGUUCUCAGAAUUUCUAGGGUGGGUGGGUAUGAUUCCAGUCAAUGGGGGACCGCCCAUGUCUAAGCAUGUGCAAAGGAGAGGAGGGAGAUGGGGUCAUCUUUUGUCAUCGGGUCCUCUCUCCUCAGAAUCAGAGAGUCCAACUGGAGGGUGGGGGGCAGGCUCCCCCGUGGCAGGGUCCUUGGGGUACCCCUUCCUCUCUCAGCCCCUCCCUCAUAUGCAGUCUCUCACCCAGUCCCUCCUAACUCCCAACUUAUGCAGGGCUUGCCCCACUUCAGAGGUUUUGGGGUUCAGGGUGCUGCAUCCUUCCUUGCCUGUGCCCAGGUCACCCCAAACUCUUCUGUUAUUUAUUAGGGCUGUGGGGAAGGAGUUUUUUUUUCUUAGAACCCCCCCCCCGUUCUUCACACUGCCCCCCAUGCCUCAGCCUCGUACAGAUGUGCCGUCAUAGGGGCACAGGUGGAGCAAAGACGGCUCCCCGCCCCAAGCAGCCAAAGGCAGUGGGCAGGGGAGACACUGCCCCCUUUUCCUGCCCCCUCCUCAUCUUUAAUAAAGACCUGUUUGUAACAGAA